Dermacentor andersoni is the source of this 2455-nucleotide messenger RNA. RefSeq names its product neuropilin and tolloid-like protein 1. The record is from RefSeq and is a predicted model, not a curated record. Gene Ontology annotation, molecular function: protein binding. Lineage: Eukaryota; Metazoa; Arthropoda; Arachnida; Ixodida; Ixodidae.
GCCACUUCCCGCGGGGGGGUUACGCGCUGGAAUCGCAGGCCGCAGCCCACCAACCCAACAGUCCGCCGCCGUGUCUACUCCCACUGCCCACCACCUCACGGCCUCCCCCGCACCACCGUCCCCGUCGGCAUGUGAGCGACCCCCAUGAUGCUGAGCCUGGCCCGCCCCGUCGAGCUGCGCCGGGUGCCGCGCCUCAGCCGACCCCACGAGCCCAGCGAGGCGGCCACCAGCGGCGGCAUGGGGUAGCCCCGCCACGGCAACGCCGGCCUGCCUCCAGCGUGUGUGUGCGUGCGCUCCGAGCCACGAACUGCACGGAAGAGCGCCCCGGAGCCGCCAGCCAGCUCAAUGCGGCGCUCUCCAGGACGCCUGGCUGUUGCAGCGUUGGCAGUCACACUCCUGACAAUAACAAGCAGUAUGAUUGCAGGCAAGGAGAUCAAGAGCUUCAAGUGGGGCGAGCUGGACGAGGCGGAGCGCGCGCGCAUCUGCCACAACUUCACCGAGGGCGACAAGGUGCGCCAGGAGCUGUACUCGCCGCUGUACAACGGCACCAACCACUAUCCGAACAACACCGAGUGCACGCGCGUCAUUCGCGCCCCCUACAACCACAUGGUGCGCCUGGACUUCCGCGACCGCUUCCACCUGGAAGAGUCGCCCACGUGCGAGUUCGACUACCUGGAGAUCCGAAACGGCGCGUACGCCUACUCGCCGCUCGAGGCGCGGCUCUGCGGCGAAACCUUCCCCAAGCCCGUGCAGUCCGAGGGGCGCCACCUGUGGCUCAAGUUCUCCUCGGACGCCAGCAUCGAGUACACGGGCUUCAAGGCAGUAUACACCUUCAAGCCGGCGCCCAAGACCCAUGAGCCACCACCCGAAGAGUGCCUGUUCAACGUCGAAGGCAGCCACGGUGUCAUUGGCUCGGAAGACAUCAAGCCAUCCCAGCUGGAACACUCCCGCCAAAACAAGCUCCCCCUGGAGUGCACAUGGAGCAUUCGGGUGAAGCCAUCCUGGAAGAUGUACCUGACAUUCCUCGAGUACAAGCUAGCGGACCCAAACAAUUGCCGCUCCAACUUCGUGGACAUCCUCGCAGAGGAGCCUCAGCACGAGUCAUUGAGCCACUUCUGUGGCACAAUGGCGGAGCCCACCCAGUCCAAGUCGAACCACGUCAAGGUGCGCUACUACGCCGAGCACGGCGCCCUCAAGGGCGGGAACUUCUCCAUCCUCUUCACUGCCUUCAGAGAGAUCUCCAGCGGAGAGAGGUGCGAUCCGGAAACAGAAUUCAGUUGCGACGACGGCUGGUGUAUCGAUGUGAAACUGAAGUGCAACGGCCAGUUCAACUGCAAGUAUCGCUACGACGAGGAGUCGUCAAUCUGCCACGUCGGCUCAAAUGUCGGCGUGGUUCUCUCGAUGAAGCACAUGGUGGUGAUCCUGGUGGUGUUCUCGGCCUUGGUAGUUGGAAUGUGCGCCUCCAUCGGCAUAACCUGCCACAACAAGAUCCAGGAGCGCCGGCGCCGGGAGCGCGAGUACAAGCUGCGGCGCUCCAAGGAGGCUUCCGUCGAGGUGGGUCUUGACCUGUCCGCCGGAAACCUGGAGGCAGCGCUGGCGCUGCAAGCAGCUGAAAUCGGCGCGCGCCGAGCGGGUGGAAUGCCACCUAGCGCACCUACAGCGACGACUUUGGUGGGACCCACGGUGCUACGACCCGAAGACGACGACAACGGCUGCUACGUGCCCGAGGUGGACCUGAGCGUGUUCCGCAAGCACCCGAACGGGCGGCCGCUGUCGCCGGCAACGGAGGCGUAGCGCUCGUGUCCGCAGCAUGGCGACCUGCACAGUCUGCGUAGCGACAGCGUCACGCCUCCGAUCCCGCCUCCACCACCGCCGCCCCACAAAGCCCACCCUCCGCCCCGCGUCGACAUCUAUCGCUGAGCGCGACCUGCGACGACGACAGCCGCACGACACGCCCGGCGCCACCUUGCUCAACAACCGACCGGACCGUGCCAGCGCCGAGGGUCUCUCCCCUCCCCUCCCCCCCCCCUCCCCAGGGGCGACCAACCGUCGCGAGCACCGCGCUCUGCAGCGGCGGCGCUAGCCUCCUCUUGGGAAGAAAGGCAGGAAAGGUUGUUCUGCACUGCCUUGCAUAUUAACCCUGCUCAAAGUUACGGGAACCAUUUAUUCAUCCUCGACACGAGGCUGGCUUCAAGAGUAAUCGUGUGGUUGCGCGAGUGCGCGCUUCGUCGAAGAGUGUGGCGCGGUACGAUGGGCUGGCCUUCAAAGAGAGCGAUCAUCGGUGUCACGUAGGGCAGCUCGUGGCAAGCGUUACACUCUGGACACACAGCGCGAAGCCCAAGCGGUCUGCGCAUAGCCUUUCACGUUGACUCAACCCAUUGACUCAAAGCACGGUGUCGUCGGACUCAAAGUGUCACAACUGAAAAAAAAAAUGUUAUUGACUUCUCUUUUUGAA